Molecule: messenger RNA, 5130 nt
Organism: Neomonachus schauinslandi (Hawaiian monk seal)
Lineage: Eukaryota; Metazoa; Chordata; Mammalia; Carnivora; Phocidae
Gene: PPP2R5E
Product: protein phosphatase 2 regulatory subunit B'epsilon
Exons: 14
Coding region: 416-1819 (467 amino acids)
Biological process (GO): protein dephosphorylation; signal transduction
Cellular component (GO): cytosol; protein phosphatase type 2A complex; nucleus
Molecular function (GO): protein phosphatase activator activity
Source: RefSeq, a predicted model, not a curated record
CCCUUCCCCCCCUCCCCACGUCUUCGCCGCCGCCGCCGCCGGGUCCGGGGCAACGAGCAGAGGCGCCGCCCGUCGGGAAUGUGAGCGAGGAGCCACCGGCGGAGCCGCAACGGGGUCGGUGCCGAUUUGAUGGGACGGGCCCGCGGGGGAGGAUCGUGAGGCUGCCGCCACCGUCGCCGCCGCCGGAGCGCUGAGGUUCAGGUGCGGCCGUGAGGCCUAGAGGCGCCGCCGCCGCGGAACCGGAGGGACGCCGCGCCGGACAGCCGUCGCCCCGGGCUCCCUGCCGCUGUCCGGACCUCCCCCCCGCACGUCCCGGUCCUGCCACCCGCCCCCGCUGCGGCCCUCACGCCGGUCUCCCGCCCCUCGAAACCACAGAUCAUCUUCGGAUUCUUCCCCAGGAGCUUCAAGUAGGGAUAUGUCCUCAGCACCAACUACUCCUCCAUCAGUGGAUAAAGUAGACGGAUUUUCUCGGAAGUCCGUCAGAAAAGCCAGACAGAAGAGGUCGCAAAGUUCCUCACAGUUUAGGUCUCAAGGCAAGCCUAUUGAGUUAACACCUCUGCCGCUGCUAAAAGACGUUCCAUCCUCAGAGCAGCCUGAACUGUUCCUAAAGAAACUUCAGCAGUGCUGUGUCAUUUUUGACUUCAUGGACACGCUAUCUGAUCUUAAAAUGAAAGAAUACAAGCGCUCCACUCUUAAUGAACUGGUGGACUACAUUACAAUAAGCAGAGGCUGUUUGACAGAGCAGACUUACCCUGAAGUAGUUAGAAUGGUAUCUUGCAAUAUAUUCAGAACUCUCCCUCCUAGUGACAGCAAUGAAUUUGAUCCAGAAGAAGAUGAACCUACCCUUGAGGCAUCCUGGCCACACUUACAGCUUGUAUAUGAAUUUUUCAUACGAUUUUUGGAAAGCCAAGAAUUCCAACCCAGCAUUGCCAAAAAAUACAUAGAUCAGAAAUUUGUAUUACAGCUUUUGGAGCUAUUUGACAGCGAAGACCCUCGGGAACGGGACUACUUAAAAACAGUCUUACACAGAAUUUAUGGCAAAUUUCUUGGUCUUAGAGCAUUUAUCAGAAAACAGAUUAACAAUAUUUUUCUAAGGUUUGUUUAUGAAACAGAACACUUCAAUGGUGUAGCUGAACUGCUGGAAAUACUAGGAAGUAUUAUCAAUGGCUUUGCUUUACCUCUUAAGGCAGAACACAAACAGUUUCUGGUGAAAGUGUUGAUCCCUUUACACACUGUCAGGAGCUUAUCACUCUUCCAUGCCCAGCUGGCGUAUUGCAUAGUACAGUUUCUGGAGAAAGAUCCUUCACUCACAGAACCAGUUAUUAGGGGGUUAAUGAAAUUUUGGCCUAAAACAUGUAGUCAGAAAGAGGUCAUGUUCCUUGGGGAGCUGGAAGAAAUAUUGGAUGUGAUUGAACCCUCACAAUUUGUUAAAAUUCAAGAACCUUUGUUUAAACAAAUUGCCAAGUGUGUAUCUAGCCCCCAUUUUCAGGUGGCAGAAAGGGCACUGUAUUAUUGGAAUAAUGAAUACAUCAUGAGUUUGAUAGAAGAAAACUCUAACGUCAUCCUUCCCAUCAUGUUUUCCAGUCUUUAUAGGAUUUCAAAAGAACAUUGGAAUCCGGCUAUCGUGGCGCUGGUGUACAACGUGUUGAAGGCGUUUAUGGAAAUGAACAGCACCAUGUUUGAUGAGCUGACAGCCACAUACAAGUCAGAUCGUCAGCGUGAGAAAAAGAAAGAAAAAGAGCGUGAAGAACUGUGGAAAAAACUGGAGGAUCUGGAAUUAAAGAGGGGGCUUAGACGUGACGGCAUAAUUCCAACUUAACAGAAAUAAUUACAGCAGCGUCACUAACCUGUGGGGUCACACAUUUAUGUAGUAGAAGAUGGAGCAGCAGUUUUCUGUAUUGUGCAACUUUGCAGUAGAUUUCACAUCUGUUUCAUUAUUACAACAGCACUGUAUAUACCUGUCUCUAAGUAAAGGAAAAAAAAAAUAAGGACUUCAAUCCAAAGUUUGGACAGUAGAUGGACUUCUCAGAACUUUGCAAACAUAAUCAUUGUUCUAACCCUCUUUAAAAAGCAAAAAGCAGUCUUCAAAGAUCUGUUGAUGAAAUUGCCGUGUUAAAAUUCUGUUAUCAGGAGUUCCUUAUUUAUCCUUAGCAGAGAGUAUGAAACAAUUUUCAAAUGUGAACAAUCUUAAAUUUAGCUUGUCUUUCUGCUAAGCUGUUAAAUGUAUUUAUAGUAACGGAAGAAAAAAAAAAGACUGUCAUUUCCUUAUAAGUUUGUAUAACAUCCUCCUCUGGAUAACUUGACUGUAACUUAACAUCUUUUCCUUUUGCACAUCUUCAUGAGUUGAAUGUCCAUGUGGAAUGGGGCCAGGAAUUGUACAGGCCCCUGAUAAAAGUUUUGCUGACUGGAGUGAACAUCUUUCCAGUAACCAGGUAGCCCUGGUACUCCUUUAGUUUUAAAAUUAGGAGUAAAAGAGAAGCGGUGAUAAACAUAGUAGGGAAGGGAAUUUUGGAUUCCUCCAUCAGUUUAUGGCGAAUCCAAAUCAAUGUCUUGAAUCCUUUGAAAACAGGCACUGGGACAUCAGAGGCUUCAGUAGCUGACCAGUAUUAGUUGCAUACAUCAUUGAACACACAUACCAGAGAUGUUCGAGAAAUGUCAGAAAACAUCCUUUUGGACCAUUUUGUAAUAAGAAAGACAAACACUAAACAGUACAACCAUGAAAUUGAUCGCCAGGAUUGCGAAUCUAAUUGGGAAGAGAGUUGAGCAAACAGCUUGGACUGUUUGGAGUUGUUGCCUUACUUUUUAAUAUGUAUUUAUAAAGUAUUCCAGCAAAAGAGGAUGUAGCCUCUGGGAAAAAACAAACAUAUUACAGUGUUUUUUGUAGAUUCUCGUUCUAUAUCUCAUCACAGCGCCAGCCCUGUUUUUAGCCAGAAAGGAUUCAGGAUAAACAUUACUAUGCAUUCUGAAUUGGAUGCAUAUUCCUAACUACUGUAUUUGUUACCAAAAGUGGUUCUACAAAUGCUACUGAAAAGAAUCUGGAAAUCCCUAAUGUCCUGAGUAUUAAUAAUAAAGUUUAAAAAUGCUUUUAUAUCAAAGGUGCAUUGUGACCAAAUUGUUUAAGAAAAAAAUGAAAAACAAAACAAAAUUUAGGGCUGUAUUAUAGGUAUAUCUUAUUGGCUCUCUGCUUUGUAUUUAAAAGAGGAAUCUUACAUCUUCGGGAGAUAAAAUGCCGAUGAAAUUUGUGUCCAGUAUGUACUUACUUGAUGCGGUUACAUUAUUAUGUACUGCAAGAUAGGUGUUUUGGAACUUAUUUUCAGGAUGCUUUUGCUUGUUAUGGACGUGGCAGCAGUGAGUUGAUAAUCCUAAACCAUCCCCUCCAGCAAUAUUCGUGGCAUAGAGCUGAUUCUGUGUUCAUGUACUGAAUUGUGAUAGUAGCAAACAUGAACAUAUGAACUGUCGUUGCUUUUAAUAGAAAUAUAGUAUCAAUAUGGACUUGUAUAUUCUCUUCCUUCCACUUAAAUAUAAAGUAGAAUAUGCAGUUUUAUUGUUUCCAAGAAAAAGGAAAAAAAAAAGCCGCUGACCUUUCUCCCCUACUAAGUGUUUCAGGAUUAUCAGGUCACAGUUGGAUAUUGUCAUCUCAGUAACUUUGUAAAACAGAAACAAAGCUUGGCUAUGUUAAUUCUGAAAAAGAAACAGCAGUAAAAGAGUCAUAUGCAACACCCAACACAACAUGGUUUAAUGGAACGAAGAGAUUUUUUUUUUUCAAGAACAUUAAUGGGGAUUCAAUGUAAAGCCAGCGGAGGCUGCCAAAAUGAAACCACUUACUUUAAAAGUGCUGGAGCAAAGGUGCAAGUUCAAACACUAAAGACAAAAAAUAAAUUUGUAACAAAUCAUCUCCUUUAGCCCUUUUGCUUUGAGCCUGUUAGCUUUGACUCUGCACUACAUUUGUUUUGGACAGUAUUAAACUUACGUUUGCCAUCAAUUCAUCUUUUUAGAUAGAAGACAUUAAAAUCGCAGGUUUAUGAACGAUCUCUGCCCAUUAAAAUGAAAUGCAGUCAUUUGAAAUGAGAAAGACGAGGACCCCGUUUUGCGCCUUUCCCUGCGCUCUGAGUUACGGUGAGGACUGCACAGAUACCCUUGAUGUUAAUUCUGUACGUUGAUCAUUCCAAACUGAGAAGAACAAAGCCAAACUUCAGACAUAUUUACAGAAGCAAUUGCAAAUAUAUGUCUAAAAUGUAUAGGGCAACUUCUGAGAAGAAACACUGUCUUUCCUUUUUUAACCGAAAGUGACAAUGUGACAUCUGUCAUGUUGUGUCCGGUGACGCAGAGUAACUGAGGUAAUCUGACUGUUGCACUAUGUGACAUAGUUAAGGCUGUACUUGCUGCAUUUACAGCAGCCCUCUCUCUCUCUCUCUCUCUCUGUCCUCUCCCCCAUUUCUGCUGUUGCCGCAACUUGAGUUCAUUGUGACAAAUGCAUCUUCGUGUUAUAUUUUGUUCGCUUCCUAAUUUCCAGAACUAUAUAUAAAUAUAUUUUUUAAAUAGCAAAUAUUGUAGUUAGUGAGUGAUGAUCACUCCAACCUCAUCCCUACCAUAUUGGUUUCAGGGGUAGGAUAAAGAGUGUCUUUGGAAGAACAAAACCAAACCAAACCAAACCCUGUGGUUUAGAAUGAUGCUGGGGCCUGGGUUGUGGGCCCAGAACAACCAUGUGAGUGAAUUGACCCAUCUCAUACUUUGAAUCAAGCAUGCAUUCCUUUUCUCAUUGUGCAAGUGUCCCCAGUUGUUUCCCAUCAGUGUCUCGUUUUUGUUCUUUAAAUUUUAUUAUAUUUUGCUCUCCCUGACAUCUGUUUUUUAUAAAAUAAAAUAAAAAAUAAAAAAAGUAAGAAAUAAAUAAUACCCUCGAUGCCGCUGGAUACUCACAAGCAGGGUUAUUGCUCCUUCAUCUUGGGCUUGCUUGCCUAAAUGGAAGGGUUUAAUUUAUUUUGUACCUCCUUCUAUGCGUGGGGCAGUCCAGGGUGCAGAGCCAGGAAUUGCUUGUAAUUGCACCUGCUAUACUUAAAUGUAUAGCCCUAGGCUCAAUCACACUAUGGAAAGAAAAAAAAAAGUAUAUUUAGAGCUUUAAAAGCUUUUUUA